AGGGGCUGACGUGGCUGCUGGGCUGGGGGUGGGUCGGGCACGGAGUGGCCGCGUGUCCCCAGCCUGUCGCGGAUCCUUGACUCUGCGGCGGCCGUGUUAUGAAAGUUAUAUCCCUAUGGCUGCUCUAGGAGCAGCUGGUGAUGGUGGAGCUCUCAGGAAUUAUUGAUUCAGACUUCUUAGAAAAAUGUGAAAACAAAUGCAAGAUUUUGGGAAUAGAGACAGAGAGACCCAUUUUGCAAGUGGACAGAUAUGUCUUUGCAGGAGAUUAUGAAGAUGCCUUGGGAACCUGCGUGUUUUUUGAAGAAGACACGGAGCAUGAUGCUGAAGGCAACCAAAAACUACAGCUGAAGUACAAGUGCCACACAAUGAAGAAGUUGAAUAUGACACGGACGCUUUUGACUGAAAAGAAAGAAGGAGAAGAAAGCAUUGGUGGUGUGGAGUGGUUACAAAUCAAGGACAGAGACUUUUCCUACAGCAGGCCAAAUAUGAUUUGCAGCUUUCUGCAUGAACAGGAAGAUUCUGAGGAGUCAGCUCCGGCCCAAGAUAAAUUAACUGAGGAGUCAGAGGGGGAGGUGAGCGACAGAGGAAAUUCUGACGUGAACUGUGAUCUGGAAAAGCCACAUGGAUUGGAAAUAGAUGCUGCUUCUGUUCCUCUGCCUGACAGCCCUGCUUCUGAGGCAGAGGAUUCUCCUUCUGGAAGCAUUGCCUUAGAUGAUGUACCUCCGUGAUACCAGUUCUCAUCUCUUCAGAAUUUCUUCAUUGAAUUAAUGUGCUAAUGACACAAUUUCUAUUUUAUCUGAGUAAUUAAUAGUAGGAAAAACUGGCAAAAACUGUUCUUGUGCAUUCCUUUAAUGUUUGGAUUAUGCUGGGGAGAGGUUUCGCGGUUUUUAUUUGUUUUUGAUGCUGAUUGGAAAUGUGUGCAUCUCUACCUCAAAACUGAAGAAAAGGAAAUGGCUACGUAAUAAUUAAAUAAAAAGACCGUACAUUUGAGAAGUACAGAUGUAUUGUAUACCUUGUAAAAAGAAAAAAAUGAAUCAUGGUUUAAACUGUAAGUCCUGAAGCUUUCAGGUAUGGCGUCACCUUGUGUCACGCGCACCUGCUUGCUCUGUUCUUGUACUGCACUGACAGAAAAGUAAUUCUGGCUUUAUUAGGUUUGAUAAAAUCACGUGUGUUUUGUUACCUGGUUAAUUACUGA
Molecule: messenger RNA, 1195 nt
Organism: Numida meleagris (helmeted guineafowl)
Lineage: Eukaryota; Metazoa; Chordata; Aves; Galliformes; Numididae
Gene: GTF3C6
Product: general transcription factor IIIC subunit 6
Exons: 6
Coding region: 141-728 (195 amino acids)
Biological process (GO): transcription by RNA polymerase III
Cellular component (GO): transcription factor TFIIIC complex
Source: RefSeq, a predicted model, not a curated record